Manihot esculenta (cassava) is the source of this 706-nucleotide messenger RNA. Its product is annotated as agamous-like MADS-box protein AGL62. Gene Ontology annotation, molecular function: protein dimerization activity; DNA-binding transcription factor activity, RNA polymerase II-specific; RNA polymerase II cis-regulatory region sequence-specific DNA binding. The transcript has a single exon. The record is from RefSeq and is a predicted model, not a curated record. Gene Ontology annotation, biological process: positive regulation of transcription by RNA polymerase II. Lineage: Eukaryota; Viridiplantae; Streptophyta; Magnoliopsida; Malpighiales; Euphorbiaceae. The coding region runs from base 1 to 621 and encodes 206 amino acids.
AUGGCGGCGAAAUCAAGAAAGAUUCCGAUGGUGAAGCGAGAAGACAAGAAGCAGUUAUUGGUGAGUUUCACCAAACGAAGGCAAGGUCUUUUCAACAAAGCAGCAGAAUUGUUCACGCUCUGCGAUGCUCAGCUCGCUGUUUUUGUUUCAUCGCCUAGUAAUAAUUCAAAACGAAAGGUUUACUCUUUUGGUCAUCCUUCAGUCGAUCAAGUGUUAGAUGCUUUUCUUGAAAACCGUCUUCCUAAUUUAGUAAGCUAUGAAUAUGGAGCUAAUAAGCAAUAUGCACUCUCUCUUUCUAAUGAAAUCAAGGCAAUGGAGGCCGAGCUUAAUGGCAAGAACAAGAAAGUAGAGAAUUUGGAUUUGGAAUUCUUCGAAAAUUCCAAAUCGGUUGAGGAGUUGGAGGCGCUUGUUGAUGCGCUUCAGGAGUUGACGAAGAAAGCAAAGAGUAGAUUUUGUAAUAAUAACUCAUCAGUUUCUCCUGAUGUUGCCAGUAAUGAGAAUAGUCUUCUUGAUGAUUCUCCUCCUACCUCUACUGCGUUAACUACUAGUGGCUACUGGCUGUGCCCCCCAAGUACUCGACCUUGUUUUGCUAAAGAUAUUUCUCCAACCACUUAUAUGUAAGCUUUGCUUCUCAAGAAUGCUAUUAUGGAAAGUUUAGAAACUUUUUGUUCUUAAAACUAAUAGUUUUUUCACCCAUGUAUAUCAA